Messenger RNA from Echinostoma caproni, 2202 nucleotides. The record is from the annotation of a GenBank genome assembly. NCBI's taxonomy places the organism in Eukaryota, Metazoa, Platyhelminthes, Trematoda, Plagiorchiida, Echinostomatidae.
AUGCGUGGAUGGCCUCAUCAGCCCGGCAUGAUCGGCUUUUCUUUUCUGAUCGAAACCAGAAGCCCGGCCAGUUCCACCGGUGAGACCACAAGCAGCCAGUUGGCUGAGAGCAACACUACUCAACCGGAUCAGCAGCCACAGCCGAUACUGAUAGCUGAUGACUACCGCCAACAAAAUGCGUCUACACCUCACGAGGAAUCCGUCGACCGCACACACUCUCCAAGUCCGGAUCAAAUCUGUUUCACGGCGAACAAUUUAGAUAUGAUAAGCAUGUGCACCAGAUCCCAAGAGAACGCGUCGCGUUCCACCGCUUCCUCCUCAUUGGGUUCCAGUGGUCCGAUUGUUCGUCGUUGCACGUGCUCGCGAACAGGAUGUUUGAAACUGUAUUGUGAUUGUUUCGCUGCUGGUCAAAAGUGCUCCGACUGUUGUUGCUUCGGAUGCCGUAACAAUAGCAAAUAUGAAGAAUUGCGUCAGAAAGCAAUCGACCGGAUCGUAACGCGAAAACCGGACGCGUUUUUAUCAAAAAUCGAAUAUUCCUCCGAGAACGAGAGCGUUCACACACGGGGCUGCAAUUGCAAACGUUCCGCCUGUUUGAAGAACUAUUGUGAAUGCUAUGAAGCCCGAAUCCGUUGCACUUCGCGCUGCCGUUGCCAGUCUUGUUUCAAUACAGAGAAUUGGUCCACAAAUAGUCAGUCCAGUGCACAGUCUAAAUCUGGCGUUCGACCACGUUCGGCCUCCAGUCACACUCCCAGUUCAACCGGGGUGACUACGUCCAGUGCAAAUCACACCAUGACAAACGCUUUGACAAACCCCGUAGAUGAUGAACGAGCAUCUACAAGUCCACCGUCAACCGCAACUAACGAUCUGGACGCACUUUCGGCCAUGCUGAUCGAUCGAUCAGAUAGUCCCGGACUGGCUGGAGAUGGGACCAAUCUGUCUCCCUCGGAUCGCGUACAAGAUCACCCAGAUGAUACCGAUUACCGAAUCCCAGUAGUAGUUGAAACUCACAAUACCCCACAGUCUGGAAUGGUUUCCCAAACUGCACCCUCGCUUCUAUCGGUACCAACCUCUACUCUGUUGUCCGCUGUCACUGGAACCCAUUCGAUCCCUCAGCUACAACCGAGUCCAUUAGAUCGCCUCUGGCAAAUUGUCUCUCAGGCUGCGACGGCGCAUUCCACCUCAUUAUCCACCGGCACAUUACCUCUAACUAAUCCACUGAUCGGUUUGCAAAUACCAUCUGUCGGUGGUCCGGCCAUCGCAACAGCAACAUCCACACCAACUCCCUUGACUUCCGGAUUGAUUCCCAACCCGACCCCACUCCCUGUGCCCGCGAACACACAACCUGCUCCGGUCCCUUCCACUACCACCACGAUUCUCGGAUUUCCCGGGGAUGCCUCCAAUCUGCUCACGACUUAUUUGGUCGCCUUACUCUCCGGUCAGUCCCAAACGGCUUUGCCCUCACAACCGGCUCCAGCGUUGCUCAGUCCGACACCAAUCCAUUCGAUAUCUCCGUCGGCUAUCUUGCUCAAUUGUCCCNCCGCCUCUGUUUCACCGGCUGUCCUGGCUGCAGCGGCAGCCGCGGUAACCAGUUCCCCGUCCGAGCGGAACAGCGGGACCACUGGUAUCACUGCGACCACAAUGGGUAUCGGAAGGAGUUUAACCCAACCUGUUUUCCCUAACCUUUCCAAGGCCACCAUUCCUGCGUCUUCGUCAGUAUCCUCCUCAUUGUCAGCACCAAACCCAGCUCCGACAACCACAUCUGUUCUCUCUAACCCGGGGAGUGUGAAACUGGAAUCAACGAACACUGUCGUUCCAACAGAUCCGAACCGUCCAAAUGCGGACGAUCAGUACACGGCAGAAGAGUUGGCUACGUUCGAACGAUUGUUACAGCAGCGGAAUCGAACAUCUUCGUCAAACCCUGGGGUGAAAAUUGCUGUGUCCGGAACGGAAACACAGCGCAUUCCGAUCAAGGUGGAACAACCGGAACGCGUGUCCGAAUCGGAAACAGCAUCCCGUACAAACCCCGACAGGUCGAACAAACCGCAACAGUCUCCCGUUCGUCGACUGAAUGCCGAGGUAGUUCACUUACGACGCCAAAUUUCUCGACUCACUCGCACUGUUCGCUCUCAGGAUCGAUCCAUUCGCGCUUUGCAACGCACCAUUCGGCAAUUAUGGAUGAACGAUUCUACCCUGGCUCGAUAA